Echinostoma caproni is the source of this 1737-nucleotide messenger RNA. NCBI's taxonomy places the organism in Eukaryota, Metazoa, Platyhelminthes, Trematoda, Plagiorchiida, Echinostomatidae. The record is from the annotation of a GenBank genome assembly.
AUGAAAUCAUACCCAGAAUGGAGCAAACUGCUGCCCGAACCAGGACCUAUAGACCCAUCCAUAUUGAUCGACCCUAAUUUGACUAUUAAAUUGGGGAAAGAAUUGCAAAAACGUAUAGGCACUCUGCCACGAGUGGAAGUACACGCGUUUCAUUUGGAAUUUCAACCAGGUGAAAUAGUGCGUAUGCUUCGAGUUCAACCUCAGUCCUAUUCGGAAAUCGCCCGGGCCAUUCGAGCAGCACGAACUAUGAAACUGACCGUACGAGCUUGUGGUCAACGGACAGGAGGAGAUACAAGCAUUUACGGGACCACGCCCACUGUUUUAGUGGACUGCACCCAAUUGGCAGAUAGUCCACGAAUGGAAUUUGUCAAUAUCCAUCGCAAAGGGGAACAGGAAGAAACGCCGGGAUUACGUGUUCUGUCCGGUGUCAGUAUAAACGAGUUGGUCACAUUUCAACUGAUUCACAAGAUUGAAAUUGCCCAAAGUGUGGAGACCACAUCGGUGUGGGGCACUGUGGUCGGGGCGAUCACCGCAACCACACCGGGACUGGUGGGUCCGGCUGGGGGUGCGACCGGUGGUUGUCUGUCGGACGAGGUGAUCUGCAUACGGAUUGUGGAUUGUCACGGAGAUCUCAUCACCUAUUCUAGCCCGACUGAACUAUCUUCCGCUUUGUCUACACUUGGCCUACUAGGAGUUGUGUACGACGUGACCUUGCGCUACAAACCAAUCACGCUGACUAAUGUCAACUAUAAAUUUAUCAGAUGGUCUGAAUUGUGCGAUCCAAACAGCCAACUUCUACGGGACUCACUCGCCAACGACAUGUUCACCGAACUGAUCUACCUUCCAUUCAACAGUUGCAAUGUUUCUGCAGAGAAAGAAUUGACUGAUCUGAACAAUUGGGAUCCAAUGAACGAUGAGGUGGUUGUGCGUACCGGUCAACGUGUUAUCCCACCGGACGAAGAUCCGUCCAAUCCCAGUGUAUCUGAUUCGAAACCGCGUGAACAAGUACAUCUUCUCGACCCGGUAUUCGGUCCCGAACCAAAGGCGUUUGUACGCACUCCGGAAAAAACUCCGUGGCUGUUAGCCAGUGCUCAUCAUUAUCUUCGCUGUCGGUUUCAGCCCAACCCAAAUUCGACUCAAUUCACCCCAUGGGCUGUAAAUGCUUUGGGAAAAAUCACGGAACCGUUGAGGCAGUUACGAUUCACCACGGAGUGUGAUCAACAACUGAAUGAGUUUCCUAACGUUGUAUCCCAAAUUCUAGAAUUGAUCAAAGAACUAGCAUUGGGCGGGUCGCAUAAAUUGCCCAAUUUUGCUGUCAAUUUGGGCAUGCGUAUUCACUUCACGGGGGGAACGCAAACUGGCCGCCUGCUGGGUGUCGGGUUCGAACCGGAGGCCGAAUCUUCGAUACUUGCACACAUUACAUUCAACGGAAUCACCAAUCCGGGACCGAACACAAUGUGGACCCAAGCAGCUACUCGAAUGACCGCGAUGAUUUUGAAACAGCUCCCACGUUGUGUGCCACAGUGGAAAACCGAAUGGCAUGGUCUCGAGCUCAUUACCCAACGCUAUCAUGAAGUUCUGUCAAAACAGGUGGAUCCGUUGAAACAGCUAGUGGCUAUAGCUGAUCGAGAUGGGGUAUUCCUGAACGAACUGGUCAAAAGCAUUCUGUACACCGAAUCGACAUUCUAUCAAAAUCUCUAUCGGAAACAACGAAUCGAUGCACUUUCCAGGCUGUGA